AUGUCCGACGACGAUUCUGACGGUCACGAAGACUCUGACAGUCACGAUGAUUCUGACAGUUCCGACGACUCUGAUGGCUACGAUUCGGACAGCAGUGUUGGGAACGUCGUUAUUACCGAUGACGGCAGGGAUUACGGCACAGCUGUGCACUUUGACGAUCGGGAGAGCGACGACGACACGCUGGACGAGCUCAACUACCGCCGCCACCCAAUGUACCGCGAGUACGCGCCAGUCCUCAAUGCGUAUCGGCCAUUCGGCUACGUCGGCAUUCUGCACAAGCGCAAUCCCGCGACAGACCCGUUGUGGAACAGCAUCCGCGAGGCUGGCUUCGACCCGGAGGAGUGGGUGAUUUCCAUGCUAAAGUGCCAGCGACCGGUCCCGACCCAGCUGAAGCAGGGCCCUGCUGCUGCUGCUGCUGCACCCGAGGCUGCCUCAUCACAGUCAGAGAAGGCUCCCACGCCAUGGGCGCUCGCAGUCGCAGAAGCCGCCAAAGCAGGCGUGCUGCCUGGCGCAUCGUGCUCCAUCUCAGAAGCGACGACCGCGCGUGCAUCGUCCAGCUCGGGCUCCAGCACCGGCGUCGAGACGGCCGAUUCCAAUCGAGCCCCUCUGUCUUUUUGGUGGGACAUUUUUGAUGGAUCUGAAGACUUUCCCCUGGAUGACUUUAUCCAAAACCACCCUGUGAACCGCGAGCCCGACUUUAAUCCACUGGACGCGAGCCCCGAGUUUAACUGGGCAGUUGGGCGUCGUCUGCUUCCUUCGUUCGUGGCACCCAAAUCGGCCGAGCGUGUGCGCUUCUCGCAUCGAGGAGUCGCCAUCGCCACCAAGUCCCGCUUUGUGCGACGCUGCCUGCGGCGUGCCGAGCGCAAUGCUUCUAGCAUUUUCAUGGUCGAUGAAGCCACAGCAACCUCGUGCUCAAUCAACCAGUCCAACAUCGACCGUCUCACGUUUCAUGGAGACCUGCUGCGCGACCCGACACUGCAGAUGGACUUGGUUGCGACUGGUGUGCCUCUGAAAGCGAAACUCCGCUGGGACUCGCGAAAGUAUUUCGCGUCAUUCGCCAGCGGCACUGGCAAUGCUCAGACUGGCUGGGUGAUGCACUCGCGCCGCUACACUCGGUUCUUGAAUGACAUUGAGAGCCCGCUUGCGACUGGCUCCAUUGUAGAGCUGUUUGACGCACUCGAGGCUAUUCGGGUUGGUCGGUACAGCCACGGAGACUAUGACAAACUGGAAAAGGCCUUGGAGAGUCGUGCUGUGGACUGGGAGAAUUUUUGGAACCCCUCCGCUGUGUGGAUUAUGAUGUUUCGAUAUUGGAUUUUCGUCGAGCGCGUACAACCACUGGCAUGGGUUGUUGAGCACAGUGCUAAGACCAACAUUGACAUGCUUCGAUACUGUUUGAGGAAUCACUACGAGGACAUGCAUGGUGAUCGCGAGGGUCUGCUGGCUUACUGGCUGAUCUACCACGUCAAUCGCCGCAAACCGAAUGCUUGGAACUGUGUCACGCUCGUCUUGGAGUGGCUGUAUCCCGAGCGCAAGCCUGUGUCCUACGACUGCGUGCAUCCGCCACGGCCCGCGGGUCCGACGGUUUACGACAAGUUUGGCGUGACCGAGGAGGCUGAAGAAGUCGUUUGCGGUGUUCCUUUUGGGUACUAUGCCGAUUGGUUCAAGGAGGCGGCGGGGUGGGAUAUGGCACCUGUGCUCGAGUGGCUACCUGAACUUGGCCAGCAGAACUUCAUUGACAGACCGACACUGUACUUUUCGAAUUGGCUCUACCAGUUUGAGCUUGCAGGCUUUCGUACUUUGCCUGCUUUCGGUUCUAGUUGGUCCGGCGAUGCUCAUCCAUUUGCCUUGGCGGCGAGUCGACGCUUGGUUGUGGGAUGCCUGCUCGCGUGGGGACACUCUCCUUCGAAAUGCCUCGAUUUCGUGUCAUCAGCAUCAUCACAUCUUUUCUGGCCUACUGUCAAGCAUCCCUAUGACCGAGCACUUGAAAAGGAGUGGGCUCGCUUGUCUGACCGAGUGGACGCAACCAACCAGAAAACUCUCAAGCAGAUUCUGCAAAUGGCCGAGCAAGCGCAGCCUUUGAGACUUUCCUCGCUGUGCCGACUCAAGCUGUGGCGACACGAAGGGAGCGAGGCAGCAGUUGCCAAAGCGCUCGGUGUCAGCAACAUUGAUGCGCUUCUUGGACUCGUCCCACCCGUCCCGCAGCCCGAUCUGCGCGUACCUGAAGAUGUCGCGCAGUUUGUGUUGGACAUGCCUCUUGCUCGUCAUUUGCAGCGUGUUCCCGCGUAUCAUGAUAAGAUCUGA
Molecule: messenger RNA, 2301 nt
Organism: Capsaspora owczarzaki ATCC 30864
Lineage: Eukaryota; Filasterea; Ministeriida; Capsasporidae
Exons: 2
Coding region: 1-2301 (766 amino acids)
Source: RefSeq, a predicted model, not a curated record